Homalodisca vitripennis (glassy-winged sharpshooter) is the source of this 1678-nucleotide messenger RNA. It is a transcript of the gene msl-3, whose product is annotated as male-specific lethal 3 homolog. Gene Ontology annotation, biological process: regulation of DNA-templated transcription; chromatin organization. The record is from RefSeq and is a predicted model, not a curated record. Gene Ontology annotation, cellular component: nucleus; MSL complex; NuA4 histone acetyltransferase complex. The coding region runs from base 143 to 1474 and encodes 443 amino acids. The transcript has 11 exons. NCBI's taxonomy places the organism in Eukaryota, Metazoa, Arthropoda, Insecta, Hemiptera, Cicadellidae.
AGCUCUUUUUGUUUGUAUUGACUUAUUUAUUUUUAUACACUGCUGUAGUCAUUGAUGGUGUGAAGUGUAUUCCACAACAAGCCUAACUUUAAAAUUUUAACACACAAUUUGAAUUGUGUUAAUAUUUUAUUUGGAAUGGAGAAUGGUCUCCACGCGCGGUGUGAAGUUAAAGUUUUCAGAAGGAGAAAAGGUUUUAUGCUACGAGCCAGAUCCUGCUAAAACUAAAGUUUUAUAUAAUUCUAAGGUUCUUAGUAUUACUGUUGGCAAGGAUGAAAGUGGGAAGAGACUUGUAGAAUUCUUAAUCCAUUUCCAGGGCUGGAACUCAACUUGGGACAGAUUUGUUACAGAAGAAUAUGUUUUAAAAGACACAGAAGAAAACCGACAACUACAAAGAGAACUUGCAGAAAAAGCCCAGCUAACAGCUGGUGGGAACCUUUACAAGAGAGAGCGCAAGAAGCGGAGACGCAAGCUGUCGGAGCGGAUCUCGGAGAGCCUGGAGGCGAAGCGGGUGUGCGACUCACCAAGCACCGAGCCCGAGCCAGCCCCAGACCUGGGUGAGUUAUCGGACCAGUCGACAUCAGGUGCAGACGACGACGUGGUGCCCAUCCAUCUCAGUGACGCCAUCAAGCGACACUUGGAGCUCGACUACCGAUUGGUUACACAGGAGAACAAGCUCUCAAAAUUGCCGUGUACUCCAAAUGUGGUCACCAUUCUGGAGAAUUUCUUCAGGCAUUGGGCUAUGAAGCAACUGAACCUCUCAGACAAAAGCAACCUUAGCAAUAACUCUGAUAAAACUAAAGAUUUUGACACCAUCUUCAGAAACCUGAAUCUGUGUAAGGAGGUAGCAGAUGGACUCCGUAUAUAUUUUGAUUUCACCCUGGGUUCCCUGCUCUUGUAUCGCCAGGAAAAAGAGCAGUUUCGCCAGGCUGUCAGUCAGCCAGCAUCCACAUAUUAUCCUGGUGGUUUACCAGGCAGUAUAAAACAAGAAGUUACUGAUAGUGAUUGUGAAGAUAAAUUUAACCACGAAGGAGAAGAUAUUGCUCGGAAGAAGAGUCUCAGGUCAUCCCAUAAAGUAGUAACUGGGCAUGAGCACACAAAUGGCAAACCUCAUCCUGCUCAUUUAACUUCACUGUCUACUUGUAGUGGUGCCAGCACCAGCUCCAUGCUGAGCGGGACCCAGUGUCCUCGUCUCUCAGCUCUAAUUUCCCAGAUUCAGGAGUGGAGGAUCGUUCCCCCCAGCGCAUACAGUAUCCAGCCUGCCCCUCCAUCUCUCAUCUACGGUGCGAUACACUUGGCCAGGCUCUUUGUAAAACUUCCAGAACUCCUACAAACUACAAACAUGUCAGACGACAAACUUGAAAUUGUCCUUGAACACUUCGGGUACUUUCUCAAGUAUCUAGAAGAUCACUCAGAAUGGUUCGGAGUAUCCCACUACAAGGAGAACCCUGACUCCUUGUCAGAUGCUGACCAUUGAAAUGCUGUUUUAUUGUGAUUGUGUAUUUUUGUGUGAUGGCAUUUACAACCAUUAGUCUAUAAUUUAUCUGUAUGUAACUGUUUGUAUUUUUUACUUUUUUGGUAAUUCACACUUGGAAAUAAACAUCCGCAUGAAUAUACAUUGAAUAAACUUUUUUAUGAAAACUUAAAUUCAAAUUCAAUAAAAUUCUGUAGGUAAAAUAAA